AUGUCCGAUCACGAAGAGUCUGGACCCAACACUGGGUACGACACCCCAAUCCCCGAACUUGACGACCACCGACACCAGGUGGCAUCCCCUCAGAGACAAGAGCGUCCCCGUCGUGGAACAUUUGAUAGCCUUUACGGCUCACGGCAGAUGGGCUCCGAGCCCACCUCCCCUGAGAUUGUUGUCCGUGACUUUGAAGAAGCUAUCAUAGACGAGGAGGGAGAUGUCGUUCAGACUAGUCGGCGCAAUCGCCGGGGGACCGUUGAAACCAUUCCCGAUGGACGAUCUGUCUCUCCGCCAAACUCAGUGAAGGCAUUCGCUGCUGCCCGGCGCCGUGAACGGGACCUGUCGUUCUCAGAACCCAAAGUUGAUGCGGAUGAUACCCUCAGUCGAGUUCUGUCAAUCUCGAGCCGUCGCAGCGGCCGAAGCAAGUCUCGAACUGUCGACAAGGCUGCCAGUGUCCUAUCAAACAACACUGCCGAGGAAGACGUAUGCUUUCCCCUCCCAGAGACUUACAGGAAGGAUCAGCUUCACAUUGAUUUUGAUUUCCUGGAGAACUUUAUCAAUGCGGAGCGUGAUGCUCACGUGGAGACUCGUGAGGAAGCUGCCACAGCUUCCUUCCAGGAUGCCCGGCUACAACCUGCUGAGAGUCGUCACACGGUCGUCACUGUGGACGGGGAUAUAAUGGAUCUGCCAUCUGAUGAGUCCACCGGACAAGAGAAGGAGAAAGAAGCCGCUGCGGCGCCAUCGCCACACAAGCCGCAAACGAACCCCAUCGAUCACAAUCGGUUCAGUUUCUUCUCCUCGGCAUGGGAGUCAACCAUCCAUGCCGCAGAGAUGGCUGAUCUCGUCCUUCCCGGAGAGGAUAUCCGUGGCCUCUUUGAGCUUCCAAAGGAUGAGGCCGAUGGCGUGUGGUGGCUGAACUGCAACCACGCAACCAAAGAAGAGGUUCAGGGCAUCUGCAAGGCGUUUGGGAUUCACCCCCUGACGAUUGAGGAUAUUGUCACCCAGGAAGCUCGCGAGAAGAUUGAACUUUUCCCGUCUUACUAUUUUGCAUGCUUCAGGUCCUUUAACAUUGUCGAGGAAGAAGACGGAAAGGAAUAUGAGCCAUUCAAUAUCUACGUCAUCGUUUUUCGUGAGGGCACACUGAGCUUCAGUUUCGCUCCAAACGGUCACGCCUCUCAGGUACGAAAGAGGAUUACGGCGUUGAAGGACUAUGUUUCUCUAAGCAGCGAUUGGAUCUGCUAUGCUUUGAUCGAUAACAUUGUGGACGAAUUCGGUCCCGUUAUUCGACAGAUUGAACUUGAGGCGGAUGCCAUCGAGGAUGAAGUGUUCGUCAUGCGAGACGACGAUUCAAGCUCCUUCCUGAGGCGAAUCGGCCAGGUCCGCAAGAACUGUAUGGCUUUGCUUCGUCUACUCGGUGGCAAGGCGGACGUCCUGCGUGGUUUCACCAAGCGAUGCAACGAAAACUACCAGGUCACCCCACGGAUGGAUAUUGGAAUGUAUCUUGGCGAUAUCCAGGAUCACGUUGUGACCAUGGCUACCAACUUGGGACACUUCGAGAAGAUCCUGUCCCGAGCCCACAGCAAUUAUUUGGCUAUCCUGUCCAUCAACAACAUCUCCCAGGGUACAGAUACCAACCGCGUUCUUAGCAAGAUUACUUUCCUGGCAUCGGUUCUGGUUCCUCUGAACUUGGUCAGCGGUGUGUUUGGUAUGAACGUGCCAGUUCCUUUCGUUGGAGCAGACAAGGACAACCUGGCUCCAUUCUUCACCAUCAUUGGCGUCAUGGCUGCGAUAUGCGCAAUUAUUCUCAGCUGGGCUCGUUGGGCUCGCUACAUCUAA
Clonostachys rhizophaga is the source of this 1839-nucleotide messenger RNA. The record is from the annotation of a GenBank genome assembly. NCBI's taxonomy places the organism in Eukaryota, Fungi, Ascomycota, Sordariomycetes, Hypocreales, Bionectriaceae.